Bubalus bubalis (water buffalo) is the source of this 4293-nucleotide messenger RNA. RefSeq names its product transmembrane 4 L six family member 18 (gene TM4SF18). The coding region runs from base 250 to 855 and encodes 201 amino acids. The record is from RefSeq and is a predicted model, not a curated record. The transcript has 6 exons. Gene Ontology annotation, cellular component: membrane. Lineage: Eukaryota; Metazoa; Chordata; Mammalia; Artiodactyla; Bovidae.
GUCUUGAGUGCUCUAACUCAGAGGAAAAUGACUUAUUUUAAAAAGCGGUAAAAGCAUCGCAUUCCUUUGGCACAGGAUGAAGACCAGCUCAGCUCUUCAGCCAGUUGAUCUUUGUCUAUUGUUCUCCAAACAGUAAACCACUAUUUCCACAUCGACAAGAUCCUGGGCUGCAUUUCUGUCCGAGUCCUGGCUCCUCAUGAAUAUGAACUGAAGGGCUCUGACCCAGAAAGUGGUUCUGAGCAGGGUAAAAUGGGGUCUCGGAAAUGUGGAAGCUGCCUGAGUAGUUUGCUGAUUCCUCUUGCACUUUGGAGUAUAAUUGUGAACAUAUUAUUGUAUUUCCCCAAUGGGCAAGCUUCCUAUGCAUCCAGCAAUAAACUCACCAACUACGUCUGGUAUUUUGAAGGAAUCUGUUUCUCAGGUAUCAUGAUGCUUGUAGUAGCAGCAGUUCUUCUUGUAUUGGAGAAUGACAACAACUAUAAAUGUUGCCAGAGUGAAAACUGCAGCAAAAAAUACAUGACAGUGCUGUCGAUGAUCUUUUCUGCUCUUGGAAUUGCUUUCUCUGGAUACUGCCUGGUCAUAUCUGCUCUGGGCCUUCUUCAAGGUCCGUAUUGCCGUACUCUUGAUGGCUGGGAGUAUGCCUUUGAAGGCACUGCAGGACGUUUCCUUACAGAUUCCAGAGAAUGGAUUCAGUGCCUGGAACCCGCGCACGUAGUGGAAUGGAACAUCAUCUUAUUUUCUAUUCUCAUAGCUCUCAGUGGACUUCAAGUGAUUGUCUGCCUCAUCAGAGUGGUCAUUCAGUUGUCCAAGAGUCUCUGUGGAACCUAUUCAGUCAUCAUCCAGCCUGGAAUCAUUUGAAUAAGGACAAGAAUGUUUUUCUUCAUCAAGAUAUGGCCAUCUACCUAUGUCUUCUGAAUGGACUUGAGGGUCAUUUUCAAAUGAUGUUUUUUUUCCCUCCAGAUGGUAUUUGCUGUCCUCACUGGAAUGCUGUCCUUCCUUUUAAAAUUUUUUUCAAAGCUAUAUGUGUCAGGAUCUUCAGAAAUAUUCAUACCUUUUUGAUCAAAUAAAAUCAAAUAAAUCCAACUUCAAUAAACUUCACUCUGAAAAUAAAUAAGAAUACAAGAUAAAACUUUAUGCAAACACAUAUAUUAGAACAUUUUUAAUAUUCUGGAAAAUUAGAAAUACCCAGAAAAUCAAACUUUAUGGAAAGGAUUAAAUAAAGCUUGGUACAUUCUUUGUAAUAUGAUAUAAAAUGAUGUUUUAAAGAUAAUGAGUACUGGGACCUUCCCUGGUGGUCCAGUGGUUAAGACUCCAAGCCCCCAGUACAGGGGACAAGGGUUUGAUGCCUGGUUGGAGAACUAGGAUCCCACACAUUGCAUGGGGCAGCCAAAAAUAUAAAAAAAUAAAUAAAGUUUAUGAGUUGUACUAGUGAAAAAGCAGAUUACAAAUUUAUAUUUGCAGUAUAAGCAUAACUAUCUAAAAAACACAAAACCAAACAAUCAAAAUAUAGGAUAAAAACUAAAUCUAGCUGGCUUUACACAAAAAUGUCAACUGUGGUUGAUUUGGGUCACAGGUGACCCUUCCUACUCUUCUAUAUUUUUCAUGUUUUUUUUUAUUACUUUUUACUAUUCAAAUACUUUUUAAAAAACAUAUUUUUACUGUAAAAAAUUUGCUAUUUUUCCAAACUUUAAAGGAAUAUGCUUUUUCCAAAUGUUUUCCAACCUUGACUAUCUGUAAACAUCACAGAAUAACACUUGAGUCAAUGUUCAGUGGGGAAAGUAGUGAGAUAGAUUAGCCAAAAAAAAGUUGUACAUAAACUUAUACACUCUAACUAGCCCUUGGCCUUAUUUUCUCACUCCUGGUGGUGACUAUGGUGGGCUACAAGAGGUAGACUUCAAUGAAUGAGCAGUUGAGGACACGCUCAGUGGUUUAGAGAAAGUGAUGACUGACUAGUUGAUACCUGUGUCAUGGGAAGUUACCACUACUGCAUUUAUUUAUUUUUUAAAUUUUUUAAAAAGUAAAACACUUAUGAGCUUUCUACCUAUACUUUGUAUAACCUCCUGGAGGACAUCAGUCAUGUCUUACAUUUUGCCAUCAUCCAUAGGGCCUAGCACAAAGUGGGCAUAGGAGAUACUUGACAUUGCACAGUCAUGCCAGGCUCUUCUGCUCUCUGUGGCUGCUCCCCUGAGUGUCUGUCUCCAUCAUAGGCCCACUGGGCCUUAACACUUCUGUCACUUCCCCAUUGCCUCUUUCCAUUGACACUGUCAAUGUUGCUCUACCAGCACCUACGCCAUGCCAAAGCUGUGCAAUAGUAACCAGCAGUCUGGAGAAUGGCUCUUUCCUUGGUGCCUGUUCAACCUCUUGUUCAUUGUUCAGUCACCCAGUCAUGUCUGACUCUUUGAGACACCAUGGAAAUAGCUAUAGCUCAACCUAUAGCUUCUUUUAAAGAAGGUGCCCUGUCCACAGCCUUUGCUGAAGCUAGUGAGCAUCCUAAAGCAAGGCGUGUUGGAUACCACAUGAUCCCCAUGCCUGGGACCUAACUAACAGAACUGGGACCAGCACCCAAGUCAUAGGCAACCUACUGUUACUUUAGUGGCAGAUGAUUUAGACUAAAGGCAAACACUGUCCAAAUGAGAUUGGUGGUUAUUUUUCCUUGAAAAUUUGAAUUGCAAAACCAAAAAUGAAGCAAUGCAGACAAUGCCUGCAGGAAAAUAAUUAAAGAUGAGGAAGGAAGCCAACAUCAGAGAGUUUCUCUGAUUACUUUAUCAUGCCCACAAGCUCGUCAUAUCCAGCAGUCUUGUUUUUCAGGUCUCUGAAAGACUCCUCUUAUAAGUGAACUUCUAGCAGGUCAGCACCACCAGAUUUGUCAGUAAGAUCUCAGUCGUGUUUAGAUUCAGUAUGGUACCACACAUUGAGCGGACAGUGAAUUGAUGUCAGCUGAAUGACUUCCCAAUAUUCCCAAUUGGGAAUAUUCUCUAACAACAAGAAAGAAGAAAGAAAGUAGAAAGUGUUUGUUGCUCAGUCGUGUCCAACCCUUUGUGACCCAUGGACUGCAGCCCACCAGGUUCCUCUGUCCAUGGGAUUUUCCAGGCAAGAAUACUGGAAUGGAUUGCCAUUUCCUCCUCUAGGAGAUCUUCCCAACCCAGGGAUCAAACCCAUAUCUCCUGUGUCUCCUGCAUUGCAGGCAGAUUCUUUACCCACUGCACCAUCAGGUAAUCCACAAGAAGGGCACAGUCAGUACAGUAUUCUAUCAGUAAACCAAAUAUUAACCAGCCAUCCAAAUUUUUUUUUUUUUAUAUUUAAAGAGUAUAUGCUAGAAAUUCCCUAGUGGUCCAGGGACUAGGACUCCACAGUUUCACUGCCUAGCCCGAGUUCAACCCCUGGUCAGAGAACUAAGAUCCCACAAGCCAGGCAGUAUGGCCAAAAACAAGUAUAUGCUGAUGAUGCAAUUUUAAGUAAAACAUCUGUAUACAAAUCUCUCUAUGCAGUUUGAACCCAAAUUUUCAAAUCACCACGUAACUACAUGUGGACAUGUACAAACAUUCAGACACAUAGAAAAAAUACUUAAAUGUUAAUAAUUAAUAAUUAUCACCUAAAUACAACCUAUGGGUUGUAUUUCUUUUCUUCAUAUUGCUCAUUACUUGAAGAAUUAGAAAAAAUAAAUGUCAUUUAAAAAACAAGUGUCCUCUAAUCCUUUCCGAAAAAUCCAUUUGAGGACCUUAAAAUAGGAAAGAACUGGACAUGAAACUGUGUAUGAUAACCUUUUCCUUACACUUUUAAGAAGGGAACUAUUUCAUUUUUUAAGUCUCAGAGAGGUUGAGUGUUGCCAAUUAAUCCUAAUGGGGAAUGAUUUCUAUUUUGUUCAUUUAUGCUUUUAUAUUUAUUAUCUCUCUCUUAUUUUCCUUGCUUCUUUCUCAUUGUACUUUCUCUGACUUAAAUUGAAAGCCUAGUUUAUUAAUUUUUAAUUUUUCUUCUUUUUUUAAGCAUGUAAGCAUGUAAGUGGUCCCAGGACUUCCCUGAUGAUCCAGUGGUUAGGAAUUCACCUGCCAAAGCAGAGGAAAUGGAUUCGAUCCCUGGUCCAGAAAGAUUUUGUGAGGCAACUAAGCCCAUGUGCCCCAACAAUUGAGCCUGUGUGCUGCAACUACUGGAGCCCACAUGCUUUAGAGCCCGUGGUCUGCAACGAGAGGCCACUGCAGUGAAAAACCUGCAUACUGCAACGAGAGAGUAAGCUCUACUCGCCACAACUAGAGAAAGCCUGUGUACAGUAACAAAGACUCAGCACAGUCAAAAAUAAGU